AUGAGUCAAUUUAUCCAACUAAACCUCUCCAAAGACCCGAUCUACGACCACUGCUUCUCGCAGGACCGCAAGAGCGUCGCCAUCACGCGCCAGAACAACGUCGAGAUCUACGACCUGUCUGCUGCCGGUAAGCCCAAGCUGCUGGCUGUUCUCCAGCACCACGACAAAACCGUCACCGCGGUGGACAUCAGCAAGGACGGCAAGAUCGUCACGUGCUCGCAGGACAGAAACGCGCUUGUUUGGGAGCCCACUGCGGGCGGCGAGUACAAGCCGACGCUGGUUCUGCUGCGUAUCAACAGAGCGGCCACGUCUGUGAAAUGGAGCCCCUGCGGGUCCAAGUUUGCCGUCGGCUCGUCCGCGAGGGUGAUUGCCGUGUGCUACUUUGAGGUCGAGAACGACUGGUGGAUCUCGAAACACAUCAAGAGACCGCUCAAGUCGACGGUGUUGUCGCUCGACUGGCACGAGAACAGCGUGCUGCUGGCGUGCGGGUCGACCGACGGCCAUGUGCGGGUGUUCUCCACGUACAUCAAGGGCGUCGACACCAAGCCGCCGGCCACUGUGUGGGGCGAGAGACUGCCGUUCCAGACGCUGUGUCUGGACUACAACGUGGGCUCGUGGGUGCACGACGUCAAGUUCGACCCGAGCUACUCGUUCGUCGCGGCCGUCGGCAACGACUCGGCGGUGUACUUUGUGUACCCUGGGCCUGGGGAGCAGGAGGUUGCGGGCGUUGUCACGGCCAAAACGUCGUACCUGCCGUUCCGAACGCUGAUUUUUGCGUCGCCGUCCAAGGUCAUUGCCGCAGGCCACAACUGCCACCCGAUCGUGUUUGAAGGAGACAGCAGCGGCUGGCAGCACACGUACGCGAUCGACGACCCGGCCACCAAGACGAAAACGAGCCACGAGAGCCAGUCUGCGCUGAACCUGUUCAGACAGCUGGACCUCAAGGGCUCGAGCGACGCCAACAGCGGGGAGCUGCUGACGGUGCACCAGAACACGAUCAACGUGCUCAGGCCGUUCCAGACGGACGGCCACGGCGUGCUACGGUUCAGCUCGUGCGGCAACGACGGGAAAAUCGUGAUUUUCGACGUGUAA
Messenger RNA from Ogataea angusta, 1092 nucleotides. RefSeq lists its product as uncharacterized. Gene Ontology annotation, molecular function: actin filament binding. The coding region runs from base 1 to 1092 and encodes 363 amino acids. Gene Ontology annotation, cellular component: actin cytoskeleton; Arp2/3 protein complex. The transcript has a single exon. Lineage: Eukaryota; Fungi; Ascomycota; Pichiomycetes; Pichiales; Pichiaceae. Gene Ontology annotation, biological process: Arp2/3 complex-mediated actin nucleation. The record is from RefSeq and is a predicted model, not a curated record.